Cryphonectria parasitica EP155 is the source of this 1848-nucleotide messenger RNA. Its product is annotated as putative C6 transcription factor. The record is from RefSeq and is a predicted model, not a curated record. The coding region runs from base 1 to 1848 and encodes 615 amino acids. Gene Ontology annotation, molecular function: DNA binding; zinc ion binding; DNA-binding transcription factor activity, RNA polymerase II-specific. NCBI's taxonomy places the organism in Eukaryota, Fungi, Ascomycota, Sordariomycetes, Diaporthales, Cryphonectriaceae. The transcript has 8 exons. Gene Ontology annotation, biological process: DNA-templated transcription; regulation of DNA-templated transcription.
AUGGAUGACCGGGACCAAUCAGCCCCAGGGUCGUCGUCGUCGGCGAGGAAGCGGUUGAGAACCUCACACGCUUGCGAUAUCUGCCGAUCCCGCAAGAUCAGAUGCGAUGGGCUGAGUCCAUGUACCUCGUGCUCCGUCUCCCAGACGGAAUGCACGUAUGGAUCUGAAGCAAACUCGAGGGGAAAGAGCGAUCUCAUACUCGAGGGUGUCCUCCGGGUCGAGAGGCUCCUUCAGCAGAUGAAUGCCAACGUGGUCAGUUACCGCGCCCCUCUUCAGAAGCCACCUUGCGACGAUUCAGGCCCCAUCAGCGACUCGCAGCAUCCUUCAGCGAACUAUGCGAGAAAUGGCCAGGGAAAUCUGGAGAAUGCCGUUCUCGACGCGAUGCACACCUCGACCACCGAGUCUGUUCUACAGUGGCCGCAUUUUGACGUCUUCCCUUCCCUGCGAAACGACUACGUGCCCAUCUUCGAGCUGGAGCAGGCCCGCUCCCCGGUCAAGAUGAGACCGACGUCCAUCAUGUAUCCGCUUGUCUCGCAAGACGAGAUCGAUUCCAUCCUCGAGGCCUUCCAGGACAACGUCAACUUUUGGUACCCGACUUUGUCUCGCCAACAGCUGGACAAGGUCGGGCUGGCAGCCAAGUGUCUCAGCGCAGGUGUAUCCGAGGACUAUACCGUCCAGAGCUGUCUAGCGCACCUGACGAUGGCCCUUGGCUGUGCCAGCCAGACUGUAGCUGGCCUUGCUCGGCGAACUUCGCUGCCGGACGACCAGCUCAAGAGGCGGGCCGAGCAAAAAGAGAUGGGCGACCUCUAUUUCGACCAUGCUCUCAAGAGGCUGCAUGUUGCACAGAUGGACGUGGGAUCAGAGGCCACUCAGUGUCUGUUCUUCACAGCGUUAUACUUCGCCUUCCUGCGCCGCCCGCUGCAAGCUUGGGAGUUUAUCAACGCCGCCUCCGCCAAAUGUCUUCUUCUUUUGUCUUACAGACCUGCAGAUGAGACCUCUGAAGAUCAAGAGCGCAUAAGACGGAUAUUCUGGUCAUGUUAUAUUCUGGAAAGCGACUAUCUGGCCGAACUCUCCGCCCUUCCCCCCUCGGGUAUUGCACCCAUCGAAUCUUCGAUCCCCCUCCCGGGUGUCCUCCCCUACGCGACGCACCCCAACCCUCUACAGGAAGAACACUCCUCUUUGUACCUCCUCGCCUGCAUCUCCAUGCGCCGGCUCCUCAACCGCGUCCACAACCUCCUCUACGCUCGCAAUGCCACUCUCGACCGGCGUCGCUUCCCGCCCAUCGUCGCCGAGCUCGACCACCAGCUUGACGAGUGGCGCGACGUGCUUCCAUCUGCCUUCGGCUUCACAGUCGACACCGCUGACGUAGAGACAGAGGCCGGGGCUUUCCUGCGCCAGCGAUACCUGACGUGUCGGAGCGUCAUCUACCGGCCGUACCUGAUGUGGGUGUUGAGUGGGGGUGGCGUGGGGGAUGGACCGAGCGCUCGAGAGGUCGAGGGGUGCCGGCUGUGUCUGCAGGCUUGCUUGCUGCAUGUCCUGAAUUUGAGAGGGUUUGCGCACACAGUAUUAGUGGAUACCUGGAUUUGUUCGCUAUCCAUGGCCGGUGCCAUGCUCGUCCUCCUGGCCGCCUCCCGUAUCCCAUCUGUGCGCAGCGUCAUUUCUCCUUCCCUUCCUACUGCUGGCGCCCACCUAAGCGAGCUGCUCAGGAGCUGGCAGCGCGUUCUGGGAGAGCCAAGCUCGCCGAGCGUGGACCAGGCCGUUCGGGUCAUUGGGGAGGCGGAUGGGUUCAUCAAGCAGGUUUUCGCGGCGGGGGAUAUACUUGCGCUGUGCGGAAGGGAGAGUGGAUAA